Molecule: messenger RNA, 2475 nt
Organism: Solea solea (common sole)
Lineage: Eukaryota; Metazoa; Chordata; Actinopteri; Pleuronectiformes; Soleidae
Product: solute carrier family 22 member 13-like
Exons: 9
Coding region: 778-2361 (527 amino acids)
Biological process (GO): transmembrane transport
Cellular component (GO): membrane
Molecular function (GO): transmembrane transporter activity
Source: RefSeq, a predicted model, not a curated record
ACUUUUAUUAUAUUUGACAGCUCUCGUUCUUAUUUUUUAGUCCCACAGUGCAAACAUUUACAUAAUUAUAAACUGAAUUGAGAUGGGUUUUUUUUGACUGGGACAGACGCAAGAGCUUUGAACUUGCACUCACUGGUAAGUAUUAUUUUUUACUUUUAAAAAAAGUCGUCUGUGGUUUGAAGUGCUCUCCGAGACGGUCUUCUGCAUACCGUGGUUGUCUGGCCAUUCUCCUUUGACCUCAACAAGGAAAUUUCCCUCACAGAACUGGAGUUCACUUUCUGUGAUCACUUUUUCAGCCUCUUUGUGAACCCUAGAAACCAUUGUGGUUUCAGAAAUCCUUAGACCAUCCCAUCUGCCAUCAACAGCCAUGUGAAGUCCAAAGUUCCGCGUUCUGGUGCUUGGUUUGUCAUCUUGAGGAUGUUUACAUCUAUACCUAAGUAUAAUAGUUGCUACUAUGUGCUUGGUGGCCUUGAGUAGGUGUACCCAUCUCUGUCAGAAAUCUGAUCAUGUGACAUGUCUCACUUCUAUCUUCUCAAAACCACUAGAGCUCUACAACAUUCCUGUUUUCACACAGUUCUAUUGAGCACAAAUGUGAUAAUAACGUGUUAAUGAAAAUACAGAAGUUCCAGUUUUACAGUACACACAUCGUAAAAAGAGAACUGCACAAUAGCUAGAGUUCAGUUGCCUGAGGUACUGAGGGAUUGUUCUUGUCUCAAUGUUGUCCUUAAGAGACUAUGACUGCUUCCCUCGCUGCACUCUGAGGACACAUAUACCAAUAUGAGCACCUUUGAGCAGAUCCUGAAGGAUAUUGGGGAGUUUGGUUUAUUUCAAAAACUUUUAGUCGCUGCAUUAUGCAUCCCCAGCAUUUUUUUAUCCUUUGAUUUGAUCGGUCAGGUGUUCACAGGUAUGAACUUCCCACAUCACUGCAACAAUGACUGGAUCUUGGCCCAAGCGACCAACUUGACGGAAGAGAGACAGAACAAUCUCAGCAUUCCCCUGAACAAUGACAGGAAUUACGAAAGCUGUGAAAUGUUCAUACCAGUGGAUUUGGAGACUAGUGAAGCAUACGGGGUUAACACAACGACAGGAUGCAUAAACGGAUCAGUUUAUGAGACACCCAAAGGUGCUUCCAGCAUUGUCACUGAGUUUGACCUGGUGUGUGACAGGAGCAGUUUGAUCAAGGUCUCACAGUCCAUCUACAUGGCCGGUCUUUUGGUUGGAGCGUUGGUGUUUGGGGCGAUGGCCGACAGGUUUGGUCGACGCUUGGUGGUCCUCCUCUCACACCUUCAGCUGCUGCUGUGCGGUGUUUCUGCUGCUUUCUCACCCAACAUCUAUGUUUAUAUGGUUCUCAAAUUCUUAAGUGGCAUGGCAGUAUCUGGUAUUUUGAAUACUGCCUUUGUCAUCGGUGGAGAAUGGACUGAAUCUUCCAAGUUUGCUUGGUGUACCACGAUCUGCCAUUCUUCUUUUGCUGUUGGAUUGAUGAUAAUGUCUGGCAUUGCCUAUUUGGUCCGUAACUGGAGGAUCCUGCAGCUGGUGCUCUUCAGCCCUCUUAUCAUCGUCCUGGGAAUCUUUUACUGGAUUCUUCCAGAGUCGCCUCGCUGGCUCAUCACCCAGGGCAAGAAGAAGGAGGCCAUAAAGGAGAUCCAGAGGGCAGCUAAGGUGAAUGGGAGGAAGGAGGUCCCAGAAGAUGUAUUGAAUCAGCUGGUUAUUGUGGAGACAUUUGAAAGAAGAAGCAUGGUGGACAUCUUCAGAAUCUCAUAUCUGAGAAAACGGGCUCUCAUGAUGUGCUACAUCUGGUUUGCAAUAAAUCUGUUGUACUAUGGACUGAGCCUGAAUGUUGACAAUUUUGGGUUGGACAUCUUCCUCACACAGUUCAUCUUUGGUCUCGUGGAAAUUCCUGCAUUUCUUGGCUCUUUGCCACUAAUCCAGCGCUUUGGGAGGAGAAUAUGUCAAGCAGGGGCGCUAUUUUUUGGAGGUUCUGCUUGUCUUGGGAUACUUGUUAUUCCAAAAGAUCUUCCUGUGGUGGUCACAGUAAUAGCUGUAGUAGGCAAAUUUGCUGCCACUGUCUGUUUCACCAUACUCUAUGUUUAUACCGGGGAACUAUACCCUACUGUUUUAAGACAGAAUGGCAUCGGUCUGAACUCCAUGUGUGGUCGUGUAGCGGGCAUCCUCACUCCACUGAUCACACUCCUGCAGGUCUUCCAUCACACCAUCCCCAUGCUGAUAUACGGCGUCUUCCCCAUUGCUGCUGGAGGCUUGUGUUUUCUACUUCCUGAAACCUGCAAUGUUGAACUUCAGGACCACGUUGAACAGGGGAUUGCUGAGGUUUCAGCAAAAUCAGAGAAGAGCACCAAAAUGUAAUCAAAUGGACGCCACGAUUUUUACAAUACUUUCUUAUUGUGUGCUUCUGUGUAAGUGACACUGUUGUAAUUUGACAGUAUGCUGAUAUAAAUUAAUAAAAAAGACCUGAUUGUG